UUUAGAUUUGUUAGUCAUUGUGCAGCUUGUUAAACAUUGAUUGGCGUGCGCGUGUGUCAUUUGCAUAUGAGAAAAGUGCAUUUAAAGUGCCGUGCCAAAAAAUCAAUAGACGGAAAAUCUGGUGUGGGCUUCCUUUUCGGUUUUUUUUUUUUGUGGUAGCGACAGAGCAGUGCUAUGACAUGACGUGACUAAAAGUAGUUUUUUCCACGCAUUCUAUUAACAGACAUAAACAGACUAUUAUUUGUGCAAGCAUAUAUAAAUAAAAAGUCAGAACCAAUAAAUAUUUGGUAAGAAGUAAUAACGACUAAAUCAAUUGCGUGGCAAUGGCGAACAACAACUAUGCCGGGUUCAACUACGGCGGCACACAAUACAAUUCGAGCCAAGUUCCGUACCCUGCGGUAACUAAUGCGACAUAUGCAAAUGCGGCUGCCUAUCAAAGUGCUGCUGCGGCUGCUGGCCAAGGCGGUACCGGUGGCGGUGCUGGGGGGUAUGCAGCGGCCGGCGCUGGCGCUGGUGCUGCCCCUUAUGGCGGCUACGGUGACUACAGAAAUGCAAUGCCACCGUACGAUGCCACAAAAACAUUCUAUCAGCAAGCGCCGGCCAGCUACAACCCAGCCUCAGCAGCAGCCGCAGCGGCAGCCGUAAGCAAAACGCAUUAUUCCGCACCACCCGUGAAGAACCCAAAAGCUAUGGGAAAGGAUAAGUCAAAUGGAACACCGAAGCCACCGCCGCCACCCAGUAUGGGACCAGGUAAUAACUAUAGCGGUUAUGAUACGGCGCUUUAUAAUGCUGCCAGCAUGUAUGUAGCCCAGCAAAAGCCCAACGGUGGUGGUGGGCCCAACAGCAGUUGGUAUCAACGCAAAAUGGGCCCGACCAUACCCGGUGCGGCUGGGAUGCGUGGUCUGCGCCCAAAGGCCCCACCCCGGCCACAACAGCUGCACUACUGUGAGGUCUGCAAAAUCUCCUGCGCCGGUCCGCAGACCUAUCGCGAGCACUUGGAGGGACAGAAGCAUAAGAAGCGUGAGGCAUCGCUUAAGAUGCAGGCAACUGCUACCACUAGUGCUCAAAACCGUGGCAACAACUAUCAUUGUGAGCUGUGCGAUGUCACCUGCACAGGAACUGAUGCGUAUGCUGCGCAUGUCCGCGGCGCCAAGCAUCAGAAAGUGGUCAAACUGCAUCAGAAGCUAGGGAAACCCAUACCCUCAGAUGAGCCGAAAAAAAUGGGCAAGAUUAACUUUGUGCCUGCGGGCGGACCCGGUACACCCGCUACACCGGCCUCAAACAAGUCUGAGUCCAUGGAGGGCGGUGAAGAUGGCAGCCCACCUGCUAGUGUCGCUAGUGCAGCUGGAGCUGGACAAGAGAGUAUGGAUGAUAACAUGGACGACAUGGGCGAGAAUAUGGACAACAUAAAGCCCGUGGGCGGUGAAUACAUUGAAGAGCUCAAAGACGAUGAUGGCAAGAUACUAAGCUUCAAUUGCAAGCUGUGCGACUGCAAGUUCAAUGAUCCCAAUGCCAAAGAAAUGCACAUGAAGGGGCGACGCCAUCGCCUGCAAUACAAGCGCAAGGUGCAACCAGAUUUGGUGGUGGACUUCAAGCCCACACCACGCCAGCGUCGCCUGGCCGAGGCGCGUGCUCAGCGUGCUAUAAUGUCUUCGCAUCGUGGUGGCGAUGAGCACGAGGCGCCAGCCUAUUGGGAAGAACAACGCACGCGUCAAUACAAUGAGGAGUAUGACUACAACAACUGGAUGUCUCGCAGCUUUGGUGGCGCUCAACGUUUUCAACGUGGCAAUAUUCCACCAGCUCAUUUUAACAUGAUGCCUAGCGGCAAUUUACGUCGGCCAGAGAGCACGGACGAUCGUCAUGCCAUAGCGCGCCAUGCCGAGAUCUAUCCCAAGGAGGAGGAACUACAGACUAUACAACGUAUUGUCUCGCAUACCGAACGCGCACUUAAGCUCGUCUCGGAUGUGUUGGCUGAGCACCCGAAUUCACCUGAGAGCGAAAACUUGGGUAUCAAAUCAGAGAAACUUGAUAAGCAUCCGGAGAAGGAUGGACGCGACAAUCAGAUAUUCUCAUUCCACAAAGAUGCCGACAACGGCGGCAAUGUUGUGCGCCUCUUGAAGGGCGUCAUGCGCGUUGGCUUUCUGGCCAAGGGACUGCUGUUGCAUGGCGACACCGCCGUCGAACUGGUUGUGCUCUGUGCUGAGAAACCAAAUCUAAGUCUGUUACAGCGCGUAGCUAAUGUGCUGCCCGACAAGCUCAAGGAAGUAGCAGGUGAAACAGAGGUUAACUAUCGCGUUGAGGUCAACGCUGAGCAGGCCGCGGUUAUAGUGGUCGAUGAGGUGGUGUCUGUUAAAAUAAUACUCACCUCGCCUCUUCUACGCGAGGUCGCCAUGAAAAUGGAAGAUGACGCCCCCCAAGCGGAAACAGAGAUUCUGCCACGCGAGCCCUGCCUACAGGCGCUAGCUGCUCUGCGUCAUGCCAAAUGGUUCCAGGCGCGUGCCACUGGCCUGCAGUCUUGCGUAAUGGUCAUUCGCAUAUUGCGUGAUCUUUGCCAGCGUACCGCAUCCUGGCAAGCACUGCCUCAAUGGUCACUGGAGCUGUUAGUUGAGAAGGUUAUAUCGUCUGCUGGUUUUCCCAUUUCGCCCGGCGAUUGUUUACGUCGUAUUAUGGAAGCUUUAGCUUCGGGAUUUCUAAUUAGUGGUCCAGGUUUGCUGGAUCCCUGCGAAAAAGAUCCCACAGAUGCGUUGCAUCCGCUCAGCAAGCAGGAGCGCGAAGAUCUCACAGUAUCAUCUCAGCUUUUCCUGCGCUACAUUGCGUUCCGUCAGAUGUACAAAGUGCUUGGCAUGGAACAGCUGCCAGCCAUGAAGUAUCCCGUACGCCCUUGGCGCAUUAAUCGCAAGCGCCGUCGCUCCUCUGGCAAGGCCGGAGGCUUCGGCGCCGAAGCAGAGUGUGUCGAAGCUGAUGACACUGUCUCUGAAGAAAAGGUGGCCAGAAAGGAUAUGCCCUCAACUUCUGCCGCCGCCGCUACUGCUGCCACGGCCUAAACAUAAUCAGAGCAAACAAGUUAUAGGAAUACGUAGUCGACAAAACAUAUUUACAAUUAAUCAAUUUUUCUCAACUCAAAUUACCGCAAGUCACAAAUUGCGAGCAAUAAUUAUAAACUACACUAUUUCCAUUUAUACAAUUUGAAACUGGACAUUGCUGAAUUCUAUGUCCAACAAAGGCAGCAACCAACAAACCCAAAACUAACAAAAUGAAUAAUUAAUUGUCAUUUCUUAUAGACUUAAAAAAUAUAGUAGUUUAGUUGUGCGGACGUUAAUACGCUUUAUAAACAAUUAAUGUAUUCAACGCUCCUGCGCUAUGCGUUUCAAACAUUAUAGACCGAAAAAGAAAUUUUAAUAAAUACACUUAUAUAACUUAA
Molecule: messenger RNA, 3421 nt
Organism: Drosophila busckii
Lineage: Eukaryota; Metazoa; Arthropoda; Insecta; Diptera; Drosophilidae
Gene: Zn72D
Product: zinc finger RNA-binding protein
Exons: 5
Coding region: 324-3044 (906 amino acids)
Cellular component (GO): precatalytic spliceosome
Molecular function (GO): double-stranded RNA binding; single-stranded RNA binding; zinc ion binding
Source: RefSeq, a predicted model, not a curated record